Messenger RNA from Ceratitis capitata (Mediterranean fruit fly), 8035 nucleotides. RefSeq lists its product as uncharacterized. Gene Ontology annotation, biological process: chromatin remodeling. The transcript is spliced from 10 exons. Gene Ontology annotation, molecular function: histone H3K36 demethylase activity; histone H3K9 demethylase activity. The coding region runs from base 1048 to 7737 and encodes 2229 amino acids. The record is from RefSeq and is a predicted model, not a curated record. Gene Ontology annotation, cellular component: nucleus. NCBI's taxonomy places the organism in Eukaryota, Metazoa, Arthropoda, Insecta, Diptera, Tephritidae.
AUUGUGAAUUGUGGUUAACCCUUUGGGAAAACGUACGCUAGUACUAUUAAAAUAUAUUUACUUAUCAGCAUCAUCGGCUUGAGAAAAAUUCUAUAAAAUAUUUGUCACAAAUAUUUCAACUAAAUAACAGUUUCAAUAGAAAAAAAUAUAUAUAUACAUCAUUUGAGUUGCUGUCAAAUUGCUUCAGCAAUUAUAUGUGAAGCACUACAAGUUGGAGAAUACCUAAAAGUGUGCUGUUCCAAUUGUUUACAAAGAAAAAAAGAAUUGUGAUUAAAUUAAACUGAAAAUUCAUUUUGUUAUGCAAGUGAGUAAUGGAAUUACUAAAGAAAAAAGCUACGCCAGAGAUAAACUGCAUAUAUGCCGUGUGAAAAGUGAAAAUUUUAUGCAGCAUUCGCGAUAGAUUUUGAAAGGAAAUUGCACGAAUUUAAACGAUCAAAAACGAUUAUCCUCCACAAUGUUGCUGCCACAUUCCCCCCUCGAUAUGCUGCAUCAAUAGCUUUCCACACAAAACGUGGUGUUUUUGUUGUAUUCACUCGACAUGCUUUCUGGAUGCGUUCCCUGCUGCACCACUGUGAAUUGCCAAAGUUAUUUUUGAGAUAUAUGCAUACAUACUUACAUGUGUGUAUGCGUAUGUCAAUACAUGGAUGUUUGCAGCGGUGUUAGCUAGCCCAUUGUGAAUGCAUUCGUUUUUCGCUGUGGUCACGUACUCUCUUUCGUGCUGUGCAAUUUUGUUAUAAACUUCAGCAAGAAAACAUUUGCUAUUAAAUUUGUGCAUAUUAAACACGAAAAACAUAUUUAUUUAAGUUUCAUAUUAAGUGCGUGAAAAUGCUGUUAACAUAGUGAACAUUCUUUAAAUGGAUCUACAAAGCUCAGCCGUUGACAUUGAUUGCAAAUAAAAUCGAAAAAUAUAAAAAUUACCAUUGUUACUGCGGUUGUAAAAAACACUCGGUGUCACUGAGUGUAUGUGAGUGUGUGUGUAUUUUGUGUAAGAAAAAGAUUUACACUAAAAAAGUAAAUAAAACAAAAACAAAAAAAACACUCCACAAAAUGUCCAGCACAGAUGUGCCCCGUAUUAUGGUCUUUCGACCAACUUGGGAAGAAUUUAAAAAUUUUCCCAAAUACGUAGCCUUCAUGGAAUCUCAAGGCGCACACAAAGCCGGUUUGGCCAAAGUUGUGCCACCACCUGAAUGGGUGCCACGUCGCAGUGGCUACGAGGAUUUAGAUGCUUUGAAAAUAACAAUACCGGCGCCAAUUUGUCAAGUCGUCACGGGUAAACAGGGUCUCUAUCAGCAAAUCAACAUACAAAAGAAACCGCUCACGGUAAGGCAAUUCAGUGAGUUGGCGUCAACGGAGCGCUAUCAGACGCCCAAACAUUUCGACUAUGAAGAUCUCGAGCGUAAAUAUUGGAAGAAUAUCACUUACGUGGCGCCGAUUUAUGGCGCUGACGUUAGUGGCAGCAUUACAGAUCCAGAUCAGGAUAGUUGGAAUAUCAAUCGCCUCGGUACAAUACUCGAUUUUGUUAACGAAGAUUAUGGCAUACAAAUUGAUGGUGUGAAUACAGCGUAUUUGUAUUUUGGCAUGUGGAAGACCACAUUCGCUUGGCACACCGAAGACAUGGAUCUCUAUUCGAUAAAUUAUUUACAUUUUGGUGCACCGAAAACCUGGUACGUUGUACCGCCCGAACAUGGACGUAAACUGGAGAAGGUCGCAAAUCAAUAUUUUCCGGCGAGUUAUCAAAAUUGUAAUGCAUAUUUGCGUCACAAAAUGACGCUGAUAAGUCCGCAAGUAUUAAAGCAACAUGAUGUACCAGUGAGUAAAAUAACACAAGAGGCUGGCGAAAUAAUGAUUACAUUUCCGUUUGGCUACCAUGCCGGUUUCAAUCAUGGCUUCAACUGCGCCGAAUCCACAAAUUUUGCCAUGGAACGGUGGAUUGAAUAUGGAAAACGUGCCGUUCAAUGUACCUGCAGCAACGACAUGGUCAAGAUCUCCAUGGACACUUUCGUAAAACGCUUCCAACCCGAUCGCUAUCAGGCGUGGCUGGAGGGCAACGAUGUGGGCCGACAUCCAGAAGAUCCGCCCAGCGCUGUAGCCGCUGCACCAUUACCCUCACAUUUAGAUGUGAUAUGCAACAAGAAAAUGAAGAAACAAUGCAAUCCAACAAAGAAGAAAUCAUUUAAGGAGCGUAAUCCCGAUUUAAAUUUAGAGGAGAUCCAACAAAAUCCCAAUAUACCGGACGAGGUUAAGGCUGUGCUGAAAGAGAGUGUGUUAACGCUCGAUGCGGAUGAUGAAGAGCCGGCCAUUAUUGGCGAUGGUGAGGCACCUUUGUUGAUGAGUCAAUUAAGUCCAGCCGAAUUGAAGACUAAAAAGGAGCUAUUGGACUAUAUCGAUGAUGGCACAGAUGAAGACGAGGAGGAGGAAUUCCGCAAACGACGUCAUAAGCGUAAACAUCAUUCCGACUAUGAUGAUGAUUGGUUUACCAGCAAAAGACGUACAAAUUCACGACAAAGCAGCAAAGCUCGUAGUCCGCGUAAUAGCAAUAAAGAUGAUCGCUCUAUAUCACCAGCAUCGUCAUCAUCCUCAUCUUCACGUGCACGUCGUCAACCGUGCACAACGCCGGGCAAAACACCACGUAAAACGCCAAAUCGUAGAAAGAAAGAUCCUAACGCCGUAAAAACACCAAAUGCACAAAGUGCAAAGAAAGCGUUGACAUCAUCAACGACAGUAACAACGGAGGCGGUGACAAAUGUAUUAAAGACUGCUGCUGCGCUAACGCAAGCGCUGGGCAAGAAUGAUGAAUGUAAUAAUGAUAAUGCCAAUGAGGAAAAUAUGAAUGCCGUCAGUAUUUUGAGUCCACCAACACCGCCAUCGGAAGUUGAUAUGACGUCACCAGCACCAACAGGCGGUGUAGCUGUUACCGUGUCAGCUGUAGCUGCUGCCGAUGAUGCGGCGGCGGGAGGCAGUUUCACGACAGCAACAAAAAUAACAACAAAAUUCCAAACUAUAACCGCCGUACACGCGCCAGUCAUACAAGUGGCGCCUAAAUUCAACGCACCAAUACCCACCAACAACAACAACGAUCUCCUCCUACCCAGCAUACCGCCCGCGUUGCAAUUUAUGCAACAAACACGCAAAUUUGAAGGUAAAAUACCACGUAUUAGUCAUCAGCUACAGCAGCAGCAACAACAUCAACAAGCGAAUUUACAACGCUCCAAUUUAAUCAUAAUGCCUGCAACAUCGAAUGUUGUUAACGUCUCAUCAGCAGCUGUUGCUGUCAAUAACAGCAACAACAACACAAACAGUAGCAGCACUUCUAGUCAGCAGCAGCAGCAACAGCUGGAACAAGAGCAACAACAACAGCAACAAACAAUUGUUUAUACCACAAUGUUGCCAGCGGCAAGCACACUCAGUGGCAUCGCUCAACAACAUCAGCAGCAGCAACAACAAACACAAUAUAUUACAAUACCCGCUUCAUCGGCGUCUGGUGUGGCCAAUACCACAGAUGGCACGGUUUAUCAAUUGCAAAGUGAAAUUGUUUGCGAUGCGGCGACAUAUCAACAGCAUCAGCAGCAGCAGCAACAACAACAACAACAACGUCAGCAACAACAGUUGACCUCUCAAAGUAUUAAUGGCAAUACGAUUGCUGUGACCUCAGCAGCUGCAGCGCAAGACAAUGUGGUCACCACUAUUAGUUCGUCCCCCAUACUGCUCACGUCCACCACCGCCGCCGCCGCCGCCUCUCACAAUCAACACCACCUUCAACAACAACAACAACAACACCACAACUCUUCUGCCUCCGCCACAUCCACGUACACCACGACAACAACCACUGCCCAACCGCUGCACACGAUCAAAGCCGAAAUUGACGAAGACAACACAAAACAUAUAAUCGUGAAUGGUGAUGGCACCACGACCACACUGCAGACACAACCGCAACCACAGUAUCACUACAUCACCACCACCGGUGAAGAUGGACAAACACCGACAACGAUCGUCUUUGAGAACUAUAAUGGUGAGGUCACCGAAAUGAAUGGCGGUGGCGCCACGACGAUCAUCAAGUUCGAGGGUGAUGACAAUGACUACCAGGAGUUUCAGGUUAUUAAGCAUGAGGAGGACAAUUCGAAUGGCAACAACACAUUAGAUGCCCAACAACAACAACAACAAUUGCAACAACAGCAGCAGCAGCAGCAGCAACAACAACAACAAUAUACAUAUAAGACGAUAACGAAACAGGAUGAAGAAAUGAAUCAAACCGUCACCGACACGAUUAUGGUGCCCGCCAAUGGCGUACCGGCGAUACCGCCACAAAAGCAGAAGCGCAAGCGAAAAACACGCUUAAUAUCGCCCGAUGAACAGGGCGAGUAUUUGGAGAAGAUGUCUGUGCGCGGUCUGGACAUACAGCGCUAUGAACAUAUCAUCGACGGCGUCUCCUACUGUCUGGUGUGUGCCAAAAAUGAUGUUUUCAAAACAUUCAAAAACAAAUACAGUUUUCAACGUCACGCCUAUCUUUUUCACGAGGGCGAAAAUCGUAAAAUAUUCGCCUGCCCCAUUUGCAAUAAAGAAUUCUCACGCCCCGACAAAAUGAAAAUGCAUAAAAAGGAUAAACACGGCGACGUACAGCUGCCUGAUGGCACGCUCACACCCGCCUCAACGCCAGUGAAGCAAGCAGCCGACGCGCCACCGGCGAAACGUUCACGCGCCUCAGGCAACCGUACGCCACGUGCACGUAAACCGCGCUCCACCAUUGCCAACACGGCCACAGUGUCGGUCAGCAGCAGUAGUGAAGAGAAUGCGGUGGAGGCUAAACGCAAACGUCUGGCUCAAAUCGAUAGCGUUAUAGAUGUGGUGCAGCAACAAGCGGCCGAUGUGAAUGGGGCACAGGCGCAAACGGGCACAAUUAGUGUGCAACUGCAGCAGCAGCCGAAUGUCGCACAGCAGCAGCAGCAACAGCAACAACAACAACAAGUGCAGGUGCAACAACAACAAACGCUGCCAUCAAUCGACUUGAGCGGCAUGAUACUGCCAGGUGGUGCUCAGCUAGCGCUGGCCAAUCCCAGCAACACCUCUGCACUCUUGCAACAACAACGUGUUACACACCACCAGCAGCAGCAACAGCAACAACAGGCACAUGCGCCGCCACCGCCACAACAACAACACAUCACAUUGACCGCACAACCCACACAGGUGCUGCAGCCAUCAGCAACAGCCGCCACUGCUGCCGGCGCUGCAAGCACCACGGCAGUCAUCUAUUCGAAUCAAAUUGAUUUGCAGCAAGCAUUGCUACAACAGCAGCUGCACGGUCAGAGUAUUAUGAUUCAAGAUCAAGCUGGAAAUUUAGUGCCAUUGCAGUCACUUCAGGCGCUCAACGCGACUACCUCGUUGGAUGGCACGCAAACGAUUUAUACAACAACACAGCCAGCGCGUCACGCGCAGCCACCGCAACAGCUGUUGCAGGCGACUCAGCAAACGGCAGCGCAGAGUGCGUACCAGACGGCGCCGCAGCAGCAACAGCAUAUACAGUUGCAAGCGCUGCCUAGUGGUUCGCCGCAAGAGACUAUUAUCACAACAACAACAACGCCAGUUGCGCAAACACAACAGCAGCAGUUGAAAACGACAGCGCAGCAGCAGCAACAACAGCAACAACAUGGAGGCAAUGUAGCGCAGCAUCAGCAACAGCAACACUAUGAGCUUGAAAAUGUUGCAUAUCUCUCAUCGACCGCCGCAACGCCGGCGCCAGCAGACCAACAACAACAGCAGCAACAACAACAUCAUGUUAUCGGCACGGUACAAAGCUACCAAAUACUCACCCCAGACGGCCUGCAAGCAUAUCCCACAGCCACGGCGACCACAACCAAACUCGAACCGAGUGAUUUGGCGGAGUUCUCACCCUACACCUCACUCUCCAGCACGACGCCACACUACACGUUCACAACGCAUGCUAGUCAUCAUGGCGCCGCGGCGGACGCGCAACAGCUGCAUCAGCAAAUAGCAGGCGCCACAACUAGUCACACCCAGCAACAGCAGCAGCAGCAGCACCAACUGACGGCGGUUGGAGGUGGCGGUGGUCAACAACAACAACAUCAUGUACCGCAUCAACAGCAUCACUUUAUGGAGUUGAAAAAUGAUUUGCUAAUUAAGAGCGCUGCGGAUGCGUACGCGUUGGACGCGAGCUCCAUGUAUCACCUGCCCUUCUCGCCCUCGUCGAUGAUCAGCUCGGUGAAUGAUGUCAACGGGCAAUCGUUGCUUGAAACCAAAGAGAUUAGGACUAUCGCUGGUGCUACAGCGGGCGCAGGCAACACCAUCAUUAGAAACGCCAACAACACCGUUAUCACCACUAGCACAAGCAACGCCACCGGCAAUGGCAACGGCAACAGGAAGACGACAAUACAACCGCGUACAGUGCAGCUGCUAGUAACGCGUCGACCUAUUAUCACCAGCGCCAAUGCCAGCAACACCAACCCCAACCAAAUUAUUGCGAGCAAUAGCAACGCCCUCAGCGCUGGCGCUACACAAACCGCAACUAUUGUCGCACCGGGCGUGUUAAAAAUUACAUCAACAGCAGCGCCGACGCUUGCACACAAUCACAACAACCAAACAACCAUCUUACACACCACCGCUGCCGCUAGCACCGCCAACAACAACAACGCUGCCGCUGCAGAAACCGUCGUUAUUGAGGAGGAGGAUGAUGAGCUACUAACCGCGACAAGUGGCGAUGAGGGCUCAAUCUCCCCCAGCGCGCUUGCAAUGUCAGCGACUACAGCGCAAAUUUUGCGAAAAUUCCGCAUACCCAAGGGUACAGCGUUAACGGCGAAAACGAUGACAACAAUGCUGACGAGUAAUGCGGCGGCGGAGACGCUGAUUUGUAGCGCUUCAACAUCGCCAGCACAAUCGCCCAUACAUUCCACUACCUGCUCGCCACCACCGCCAGCGGAUACCCCCAACUCCGUCGAUUUGGUUGAGGAAGUAAUCGAGACAGAUGAGAAUUCAACGUGCCACUCGGCGGAAGCGCUUAUGACGGCUGACACCACCACCGCCGAUACCAUAAACGAAUGUGAUGAUAUGGAGGGCGAGGAAGAAGAGGAAGAUGAGGAGGCGAUGGCGGCGUCAAUUGUUGAAGCGGCGGACAUCGGCGACAGCAGCAACACGGAAACUAACAACGCUCACGCCGCAAACACAACAACAGUUUUAGUACCAAAUAAUGGCGCUAUAGCAACGGCUACAGCGCUGCCACAAAUACAACUACAAACCAUACAACCGAACGGUACUGUGACCUGCAUAAAUCUACCGCCAAAUACAAUAUUGCUCACAGCGCCGGAUGGGUCUACGAUACUUGCGCAAGCGACGCCACAACAGUGGAGCAAACUUACACAGCAACAACAAACCCUCCAGCAACAACCCCAGCAGCAGCAGGCGCAACAACAACAACAACAACAAAUUAUUGCAAUACCAGACUGGCAUAGCAGCGGCGCCAGCAGUAGCGUGAAUAGUAAUACCGCCACCGUAUUGCAGGCGGUACAACAACAACAGCAGCAGCAGCAACAGCAACAACAAGCAGCUGCUACCACAACACAAACACUGCUAUUCACCACCGACGGCACAGCCAUACCACUUUUGCAAUCUGCGCCUGCGCCGUCCAGCAAUGCAGCCGGCGGCUCGACAAACGCCGCAGCAGCGGUGGCCGCCGCGCAGAUUAUUGCCGCUCAGCAGGCUGAGGCGUUGAAGGCGCAAGUGUUGGCGUAGGGUUUUGCCGGUGGCCAAUUGGGGUGAUAUUUGAAUAAUGCCACGAUUAUGCCUACAGCGUAUUUUUUCUAAAACAACCGAGCAUACAUUUGUACAUACCACCACCAGCAGCAGCAGCAGCAGCAACAACAGUUGAUGUGCAUACCCAGUCGCUACAAUAAGAACAACAACAACACUGGGAAAGGUAAUUUUUAUAUGUAUGUACAUUUACAUAUUUAUUUCAAAGAUUGUAACUACUUUAUGGGCGAGUAUAUUAUUAAAUAUUGUUUAAGUAUAUUAUAUUCAACAUUGAAAUAUU